AUGCCCAAUCAUGGGGAGCCACGUGGUCCUUCCUCUUCACCUCAAUCGCCUCCUACCUCUUCCUCUCAAUCCUCCUCCACCUUUCUCUUUCUCUCCUCUUUUGCCACCGUCAAAUCCCUCUUGGGCCACUCCCUGCCGUCCACAACCUCUCCAUGUCUCUCAUCUCUGCCACGAUCUUCGCCGGCAUCCUCCUCUCCGUCGCCGUUGAGAUCCGCAGAACGUAGUGGUUCUGGCGGCACUCCCAAACACCCUUACAGUGGCUCCUCUGCGGGGGGACAGCUGAGGCUGCGGGAGCUUCGGGAGGAAGAGGAGGAGGAGGAGGGGGAAGAGGAUUUGGAGUGCGAGGGAGAACAGGACCAAGAAAAGGAGCACGAGCGGCAGGAGGAACGGGAGUCGGAGGGGGAAGAGGAACCAGAGGAGGAACUUGAAAUGGAACCGGAGGGGGAGCCACGACCUUGCCCAGGUUUCGCCAUAGUUGUAGCAGAGAGAAAGGAACGAAUGAAACCCUCUGAUAAACCUAAGGAGUGA
Messenger RNA from Glycine soja, 528 nucleotides. RefSeq names its product cilia- and flagella-associated protein 251-like. The record is from RefSeq and is a predicted model, not a curated record. The transcript has a single exon. Bases 1 to 528 code for a protein of 175 amino acids. NCBI's taxonomy places the organism in Eukaryota, Viridiplantae, Streptophyta, Magnoliopsida, Fabales, Fabaceae.